AUGAAAGAAGAAACUACUUUGUGGGAACACCAAUACUUUGGUAUCACAACAACUCGGUCGAGCACGAAGACAUACACCAAGACAGUUUUUUGGACAACAACAUCAGUACAUUCCGUCAUCAAUUAUGAGUCCUUUACAGUCACGAAGACCGUGUCCACCACUAUCAUUACAGUCUCUGGCCUUGACAUGCACAAAAACGGAAUGAAUGUACAAAUAACAACCAAACCCAAGGUCAUUAUGAGUAUGACAGCCACAAUGCAUCUCACAGUGACAAAGUCAAUACUCGAGCAAAAGAAUCACCACAUAGUGCUGGGGGUUCACAGGCUAGAUCAUGCAAUACCAGGCUGGUUAAUUGGGACUGUUACUCACACAAUUAUAAGCACCGUUCAAGCUGUUGACCCCCACUUAACAGCUACAAAUUCAGUGGUGGUGCCUGAAACAACAGUAAUAACAGAGCGUCCCCAUGUGUCAACAGUAGUAACUACUUCCACAGUAAUAGCCACAAAUAUGGUAAUAACCAAAACAGCGACUUCAUUUGUCCAACUUAGCACGCAGUCAGAUGGGAAGCGGGAUGUAAUAAUCCUGAAACGGGUGGACUAUGUUACACAAAUUCCCAUGGACACUCUUUCGUCCCAAGUGCGGCUGCCGACGAAUGUUGAAGCCAAUAUAACCCGGAUGGCAUUGAGAGGGUCAUUAGGAUUAGGCAACCGAGACAGCAUUACAGUAACGCAAACAUUGAUAGCAUCAACCACUGUCUUCAAAACCAGGGCCAUUACUGUACCCCGCAUAUGGACAAGCUCCACCAAUUCAACCAUUACUGUUACUAUCACUAGAACAAUAAUGCAACCGGCAGCGGCAGCGGCAGGAGUGGGAACAGCGGUAAAGGAAGGACUAGAAGCAGGAGUAGAAGAAGGAAUGAAAGGAGGGACACACGCACUGGGAGAGCCUUUAACUGAUAUCGUGGUCGUGGCGACGGAAACUAUUAUUGCAACAUUCACCGAAACUCUCCCUAUCUCCGCUUUACUAACACUAAUCUCCCCAACCACCGCCAAACAGCCUACUACAAUGGAUAUUACACAUGUCGUGACUAAGUCAAACAAACCCGCAAAGACAGUUACCAAGUUGGUGACCAAUUUUGUGACAUUGACACAUGUUCCAGAAGACAUUGUUGUAACAAAGGUAAAUAUAGUGACUGAGACUACUACUGUAAGUGGAAUUUAUACAAUGUGGCUCGUUAGUGUGGCUACAUAG
Messenger RNA from Talaromyces proteolyticus, 1251 nucleotides. RefSeq lists its product as uncharacterized. Bases 1 to 1251 code for a protein of 416 amino acids. NCBI's taxonomy places the organism in Eukaryota, Fungi, Ascomycota, Eurotiomycetes, Eurotiales, Trichocomaceae. The transcript is spliced from 2 exons. The record is from RefSeq and is a predicted model, not a curated record.